UUGCAGAACACCGUGACCUGAAGCUUCGAGUUGGUAAGAGACCAUUUCCAGUGGGCAAUGGGAGGGGUGUUGCCAUUGUGGAACAGAGACAGAACUGCACUGCCCUUGGCAAUGCAGAGAUGUCUCUGAUGCUGUACCCAGGAGUUAGGGAUGGAUGGUGACCAGUUCUCCUGCUCUGGGGUCAUCAUUCUUCUCCCCGGGUAUCUGUCUGGAUCCAGCAGUGGCAGUGUCCUCUCACUGACCAAACCGCAGCCCAUAACACUCCCUGUUUCUGUUUCAGAUGCACUAAGCAGAGAAGUGGUGUUCAGAAGAGCUCGAAGCCACAUGGUGCCCAUCACCCUGGAUGAAGCACAGAAACACUCGGGGCUUGCUGUGUCCUCUGACCGCAGAACAGUCCAGCACAAGCCACCUGCCCAGCGGCCCAUCACCGAGGGCCAGCUCCCCGUCGUGGUGGGGAGGGAGGGCUUUGCCUCUGGGCAGCACUACUGGGAGGUGCUGGUGGGAGAUGGUCUGGACUGGGAGCUGGGGGUGCUGACGGAGCCUGUGAGGGGGACACUGAACGAGAGGAGGUGGGAGGAUCUCCCUGAGAAUGGGGUCUGGUCGCUGAGAAGGGUGAGUGGGGAGUACUGGCCUGAGGAGGCCAAUGCCAAGAUACUGUCCUGGAGCAGUGUCCAAAUACCAGCGUUUGGGCUGUACCUGGACUUAGAGCAGAGCACACUCUCCUUCUACAACCUUGUGACUUGUGACUGCAUCCUGGAAAUCUCCAUUGAAGGCCUUGAAGGGUCAACCAAGCUGUACCCCUUCCUCAGGCCAGGCCUUGGUGAGGCAGGAGAGGAGGGGAAACCCCUCACCAUCAACCACAACAUUGACUGGGACUUUCCAAACACAUUCUGGCUCCAAAACAAUACAGGAAAAACUGAGCUGAGCUGCAGUAAACCUCAUUGA
This is a messenger RNA of Calidris pugnax (ruff), 945 nucleotides long. RefSeq names its product E3 ubiquitin-protein ligase TRIM39-like. The transcript has 3 exons. The record is from RefSeq and is a predicted model, not a curated record. Gene Ontology annotation, molecular function: protein binding. NCBI's taxonomy places the organism in Eukaryota, Metazoa, Chordata, Aves, Charadriiformes, Scolopacidae. Bases 151 to 945 code for a protein of 264 amino acids.